GCCACGCCUCCCCGGAUUGGCGGCUCCUGAUUGGUCGGAUAGCUGGGAGGGCAGGCUACGUCGUGGGUAACAUUCUCUUGUCAACAAUCCCGCAAUCGCCGUUUGAUUGGUCUCGUCUAAUGCGCUGCUCGGCGAACGAUUCGGUGCUCGCGACCUCUGUAAGGGAAGGUAAGGCAAGUCGGGUAAGAUCUCAUAGCCCGUUGGGUCUUCGCUGUGAAAGCAGGUCCACGUCCCUGGCGACGUCACAGCCUCUGCGUAGCCAUGGUAACCGCUUGGCGCUGCUGUGCAUCCCCGGGCAGGGCCGUGCGCUGUGUGUAGACACGGGUAGUGCAGGGCCUGCUGCUGUGUGAGGGGCAGUGAUUGUAUACACGGCACUGUGUGCUGACAGCAGUGUCUCAUACUGUAAACAGGCUACACGAAAUGCAGCACGCCCUCUAGAAAAUAUUGACAGUGUGCUGCUACUAGUAACAGAAUCAUUCACAACAUCUACAGUCAAUAUUACCAUGUGUUAUUAUGGGGGUAGUCUACUUUGAGGAUACCUAAUAAUAAUAAUAAUAAUAAUAUAAAGAAAUUAGAAAAAAAUAAAUAUAUAUUUGUUUUAUUUAAUUUCUACAAUAAGUUUCCUCCAAGUUGGCCACUAUACUACAUAUAGAGAGAGAGAGAUUGGAUUAGCUGAAUUAGUUCAGUAGACAAGAUGCCACAAAAAAUAAUAAUAAAUAACAACCACAGUGUCCAAUGAAAGCUGACAUCUUUUUAAAAGGUUAAUGUUUCCUCUCUUCUCCAGGUCUGAGCAAUAACGUAUUAAAUAGGAUUUGGAAUAACUGUCAUAGAUUCCAGGUUUUCUGCCAUACUACAAAACAUGUACAGUAAUAUAAACAUACGUCUUGGUUUUUUUUUUUUGUUAAUUGCAUGGCAUAAGAAGAUACAUUUACUAAUAUCACAGUAAAAAAAAAAAAAAAGACGUAUCCACAUUUUCGUAGUAACAAUUCACAGGUAGUAUCUUUGCAAUAGUGGUGAUAUGAUAUCUUAAUAAAGGUAGGAGACUACCUUGUGCAACUAAACGUGGUACCAGUACAUUGAGAUGUGAAAAUAGUUCUCCUUUUGGGAAACAAGAUUAUCGAGACUGUAAGUGAGGAGCUGGCUCUCAGAAGAUCAAUAAUAACUAAUACAGGAGCUCUAGAAUAAUGAAAUUGCUUGUCAGGCUGAUUGACUAGGAUAUGCAGCAGGCGAUUAGAAAGAAUAAGUUGCAGCAAUAAAGUCUGGUUGACGUUAAGCGACUAAGAAAUCCCUCUGAUGUCCCUCUCUCUUAGCCAAAGAUAAUAUAAGAGAGAAGUUAUAGAUAUUUCUUCUUCCUUCCUUCCUUUUUUUUUUUUUGAAUAUUUUAUUCCUCCCUGCAGCCUGAACUCCUAUGCCCCCACAUACAACAGCCCAUAAAUGCUCACUAAAGCAUCUACACACACAAACAAAACAGCCCCAAUCUAAACACACUGUAGCCCCUGUACACACAAAGCAGUUCAUAUAUUAAUACACACAGUACAGCCCAUAUAUUAAUAUAGACACUACAGCCCUUGUAGUAAUAUAUACACACAAUACAAUCCAUAUAUCAGCCCAUAUAUUAAUAUACACACACUACAGUCCAUAUACAUGUACGUUAGAUACAUCGCUCUACAACGUUAGAGAGAGAGAUACACACACAAACAAUAUUUACAGCCCAUAAACGCAAACACUUUACAACCAGUGGAAACACAUACACACUACUGUCCAGAGCCACACACAAUACACCACUGAUUCACUCAAUCCCACAACCAGCCCUUAAGCACAUACAGCACCACAGAGAGCCUCCAUGCACAACACCCUUUACUGCCCAUGCCCCAAUUUUGUCCUUUUGUAGUGACACCAGAGAUAAGUCACAAGCAAACGCAGAGCUGUGCUGUGCAAGACAAACACAGGGCAUCACUCCCAUGCAAGAGUUCUUCAGCAGGGCUCUGCGCAUGAGAUGCCCAUGGAGGGACAGCAAACUAACAUACAUACUUUGAGGUGGCAUGCGUGUAAUUGUUGAUGACAUGACCCCUCUCUUUCCCAGCCCCUUCUACUGGGUUGCUCUAUAUUUAAAUGUCCGGGCUAAAAUGAUUUCCCAGUCCGGCCCUGGCCAACAGUAGACCAACAAUAAAAUAAUAAGAAUGAGAAGAAAAAGUUAAAUGUUCAAAAACAAAUCAAGACCUCAAGGUGGUUUAUGUCUGGAUACUCGCGAACUUUAAUUAUAUACAGGAGGCUCCUGCAGGGUGUAGCAAGCUAUUACCAGAGUAGGACAUAAAAAAUUCUGAAGUAAACAGAAUUUGCAAUAAAGGAAGUUUAAACCUUAGAUGACUCUUUACAGGGGAAGUAUUUAGAAAGGCUGUGCAAGUCACAUGCAGGGAGGUGUGACUAGGGCUGUAUAAACAAAGUGGUUUAACUCCUACAUGGCAGAGAUUUGAGGUUUGAGACUGCAGGGGUAUGAUCUAUACACCAAAACUACUUCCUUAAGUUAAAGAUGUUUUGGUGACUAUUGUGUCCCUUUAAUAUAUGCACACAUAAUAUAAUAGUGGCCAGUUAAAUGUAACUUGCUAAAUAUGUUGCAAAAAAUUGUUCAAGAAGUUCAAAGGAAACAUUUCUUGCACUAAAGUCAAUUGCAUCUGUUGAGUUGGUAAGUGCUCCGAUUUAAUCAGAUUGGCAAUUGAGCUCUGGAAAAAGGUGUCCAUUAUGUUUCUUCAUCUUGUCAGGAAAGAAAGGACUUGUUAGAGGGAAGGUGUAGAAAUAAGUCAAAGUCCAAAAUAUGCUAGCAAUUAUUACAUAGCAAAUGUGACCACUGGACAGAAAGAUUCAUAAGGUGAAACCUCUCACUUUAUAAAUGAAAUGACAUGCCCCAGUAAAAUCCCAUUAGGAAUCUUAAAUGAAGGCUAUGGUAACUUAUUUUAUACAUUAAAUUGUGUUGACUUGAGAAUUGUCAUAAACAAAAAAUAUACCUUAGAGUUGGUGGGGGAAUCUCAAUUUUGGCAAAACUGAAGAUUGUCUUCCAACUGUGCUAUUUUUAUAUACAUUUUGCACUGUGGUCAUCAAAUCAUUCUAAUGCUCUGUUUCAUGAAUACAUCCUCAUAAAUUUCAUUCUACAGGUAAGAGGAUGUUCAAUACAUGGUAACAUAAUAUGAAGAAACACUCAAGUCAGUCAAAUAAAUGUUUUCACACAUCCGAUUUUCUGCUGUUAAUACAAAUUAAUGUAAAAUCCUUCUUCAAAUUGGGCUUCCAACCUGGUCUUUUCUUUAAAAAUAAAACUAACAAAAAAAAAAAAACCACACAAACAAAGUUAUCUAGACUGUUUUUGUUUUUAAAAAAUAUAUAUAUAAAAAAAAUUUUUAUUAUUAUUAUUUUUAUUUUUUUUGCAAACUUCCACUUAUCUAUACUAUACAUCCUCUCCACAUGCUUAGAAAACCAGUGGUAAUUAAGAUAAAUAAAUAAUAAUAAUUUUAAAAAAAAUUAUGAUGUAGGGAAUGUUGCUUACCUGUGGGAAUUAUUCACUAAUGACAAAUUGCAGGAAAUUGUAAACACAAUUAAAACACUUUAAAAAUAGUCAACUUAUCAUUUUAAAAAUAAUCAAGCUGCAACCAUAGCUAAACUGGAUUUUGUUUACAUACAUGCUGCUUUUGCCGAAAUUUUGGAAUUCUGCAUUCAAAUCAAAAAACACAAUUUACUGUUUAUUAACUAAACCACUAUGUUUCCAUUUUCUGCUGGAGAAAUGAAUCUUGCGUUAUUGUUCCUACCAUUUAGCUUUUGGGGGGUGGAGAGAUAUUUGUAGUUACACAGUAUAAAUUAUAAAUAUCCUUGUAACAUGAAAUGUGGUUCACAAACAUAUUUAUAAAUCGGAAUCCAGAAGCCAAUUUUAGGGAUCAUUUUACUGUGAAUAUAUUUAAUAGACACAUGCAUUAGUUUCUUUACAAAGUUUUCAAAAUAGAAGCUCCCAUUUCCAUUUAUAGGAGCCAUCUUUGUGGGUAUUAUCCAAACAUUGUGUCCAUCUUGGCUUUGGUUCAUGGUAUUUUAUUUCCUUCUGUUUUUUUAAGGUUCUCGUUCGAUCAUCGUAUGCUGAAUUUUACCGUAACACUGACAUGUUUGGCUGUUACAGAGCCUCAAGCAGGUGAGCUAUUAAGAUGAACUAAGACUUUAAUGUUCCAUAUUGCUAUGCAUGUACUUUUAGUUGACAUGGAAUCACUUUGUCAUGGUGUUCCCACAGUGCCCCCUGCUGUUUAUCACCCACUUCUAAAAUGAAAGGGUUGCAGCUUUAAAAUUCAGUGGAGGCUAGAUCUGAGGCACCCACCCCUUCACAAAGUUAUGUCAAUCCUCCCAUGGCACUGUACAGUGUUCUAUUGGGUCUUGGUCUUUUAAGCACUUUUUACAGCUCAGAAUAUUUAUUAAUUAUCUGUUCAUUAAUGGUCUCUACUUUUGCAUAUUUUUAAAAGUAAUUUUUGUGUCAUCCACAUCUGCCAUUGUUUUUAACUAUAUCUUUGUUUGAUCAGAUUAUCUAAGAAUAUUGUUUUAACUUCCUUAAAGAAAAUGUAAGGUGACAAACACACAUUGAAUUUGCAAAGCACGUUUAAGCACAACGUUAAUGAUUAGUCUAGAAUAGAUCAGUAGUUCUUAACAUCUGGAUUAGAAACCAAAUUUGGGACACUAUGCUAUUGAAUGGAUCCCCAUUUAGAACGUGGUAUACCAUACUCCUCGAAGCUCAAGAAACUGCACACAAUAAAUUGUUUACUGUAGUAGCACUGUUUUUUUAUGUACAAUAUAGCCCUAUUUUUUAUGCUACAUUACAAUGGAAGAAUGUCCCGUACAUAAAUUGGGUUGAUGUCCAAGAAGGUUAAGAAAACUAGACCAUUUGCAGGCAGAUAUCAUAUUAGUUAAGACGUACGCUUGUCAUUAGGUUUUCCUCAACAAUUAUCUAAGCUGGACUGAAUGUAGACAUUAUUGGUAAGUAGACCACCAGAUACCUCCAUCUCUCCUGGUUAUGGUUUUUUUUUUUUUUACUUUAGGUCAAAGGUGAACCACAGCAAGUAGAUGUUGAAGAAACGUGUAGUAGAAACUUCAAUAUUAUUAACCUCCUUUCAGUAUGGUAUAAUCUAGUGUUUAAAGCAUUUCCGCUAAAGGAUAACAUUAUUAAAAGCCAGUUCACUUAAAACAAUAAUUGCACUUAAAGGACCACUAUAGUGCCAGGAAAACAUACUCGUUUUCCUGGCACUAUAGUGCCCUGAGGGUGCCCCCACCCUCAGGGACCCCCUCCCGCCUGGCUCUGGAAGGGGGAAAGGGGUAAAAACUUACCUUUUUCCAGCGCUGGGCGGAGAGCUCUCCUCCUCCGAUCCUCCUCUUCUCCUCCCCGUCGGCUGAAUGCGCACGCGCGGCAAGAGCUGCGCGCGCAUUCAGCCGGUCACAUAGGAAAGCAUUCAUAAUGCUUUCCUAUGGACGCUGGCGUGCUCUCACUGAAAAUCACAGUGAGAAGCACGCAAGCGCCUCUAGCGGCUGUCAAUGAGACAGCCGCUAGAGGAAAUAGGGGAAGGCUUAACCCAUUCAUAAACAUAGCAGUUUCUCUGAAACUGCUAUGUUUAUGAAAAAAUGGGUUAACCCUAGAAGGACCAGGCACCCAGACCACUUCAUUAAGCUGAAGUGGUCUGGGUGCCUAGAGUGGUCCUUUAAUUAUCAGGAAAGUUCUGCUUAACAUUGAAGCAGAAAAACUGCUAUUAUGUAAAAGGGCAAAUAGCAUAAUUUUAGCAUAGCAGUAACUGUAAAUUGGUGUCCUAGACAAAACAAAGAAUAGUGAUAUUUCGGUAAAAUCUGUUAUGAACAAACAAAUUGCUGUCGUAUUAAUUAGCAAUUAUGAAAGAAUGUGUUGUAUGUUGAUUGGCAGCAUACAUUUCCACAGAGUACCCACUGCGUGCUUUAUAUAAAGUCAUGGGAAAAAGAAAGUACACCUUCUUUAAAUACUAUGUUUUUACGUAUCAGGGCAUAAUAACAAUCAUGUGUUCCUUAGCAGGUCUUAAAAUUAGGAUGACAUAUUACGCUGUGUCAGGAUUUGUUUAACAAAAAUAAAGCCAAAACGGAGAAUGACUGACUGACUCAUUCUUCAACUGUAAAAUUAAAAUACAUACUCAAAUAAAAUAUGCCAACUCUUUCAUUAGAGAUGAUUCCUGAUAUUUGUGGGAUUUAACUCAAUAAAAGAACACUAAAGUUCCACUACAAAUGCAACUCACUGUAGUGGUUAUUUGCCAGUCUGUCCCAGUGUAAUUUGUUAAACUGUUUUAGAACAUUUUAAAAGAGAGCCUCACACUCAUAUGUUUGAGAACCGCUGGUCUAAUGCAAAAGGAGAAUGUUUCAGGAGCAGACAAUUUUGUGGUACAUUUGAUUUUACUUUAUGUGUAGCAAACUCAAUGCGGUGAAUGGCAAGGAAAUGUGAGUAAACAAAAUAUUCAAUAUUGUAUUAUACAAAAUAUAUUAACUGUUACAUCUGAUGGCACCAGGGUGCUGAAAACUGUUUGACAUCCGUGACCGCUAGUGUCAUGUAUGGGGGAUAAAAACAAAGAUUCCUUCUAAGGCUGCAUUAAUUCUGGAGUGUAUUAAAAGGGACUCUAUGGUGCCAGGAAAACAAAGCUGUUUUCUGGCACUAUAGGUUCCUACAGUGUUCUCCCUCCCUCGCGUCCCACUCCCACGGCGUUGAAGGGGUUCAAACCCCUUCAGUCACAUAACUGAAUCCAGCGCUGAUGUCCCUUGGUGCUGGAUCCGGCUCUAAUGUGCGUGCAUGCAUGCAUUAGGAUUUCCUCAUAUGAAAGCAUUAAUCAAUGCUUUCCUGUGGAGAUUCCUGUGACAAUGGAAGUCCUGAUGCACCAAAAGUCGUCUAAACACCCUGAGGUCCCUGUAGUGGCUGUCUGGUAGACAGCCACAAGAGGUGGAGUUAACCCUGAGAGGUAAUUAUUGCAGUUUCUCAGAAACUGCAAUAAUUACCACUGUAGGGUUAAGGGUGAUGGGAUGUUGCACCCAGACCACUUCAAUGAGCUGAAGUGGUCUGGGUGCCCAUAGUGUCCCUUUAAGUGAAUUGUAACAUGGGAAGUAAAGUUGGUUGUUCACUUAACCAGGAUUUGUGAAGAGUAGACAAUCGAGUUAUAUAUUAUCCAUAUUUUAGACCAAAAUGUACAAACUGAAAUACUGAAUAAGUCAAUUGCAGUCAUAUAGUGACUUCUUUCAGCCUCUUCACAGCCACAUUCACAAUAUUGUGGGAUGUGUGCUGCAACCUCCCUAGUUGCAGCCAUAGCUCAAGGUAAGAUGGGAACUUGUAUGGCCUACUCAGCUUGUGCAGACUGGGACUGCAGCAUUUAUGCAUAGAAAAGAGGUUGUUAUGAUGCUUAAAGUGACACCUUAACUUGCCUACAGGUAAGAUUUGCGAAAGCCUUUCUUUGAUCUUAUAAAGCCAGAGAAUGUUGUGUUUGACAUUUUUUAUUUAUCCUUUUUCAGACUGUGUUGGGGUAAUGUGUAUCAGAAACAUCUUCUCCAAGCCAGAUACCUGUCAGGUGCAGAUGCGAUCAAUGCAUUAAGACCUUUUUAUUUUGCAGUGCAUCCAGAUUUCUUUGGUCAGCAUCCAAGAGAAAGGGUAAGUCUUUGAAUGUUUAGCAUAUUUUUGAAUGUCACUUCUGUUUAUUUUAACGGGACAUUAUAGGAACCAAACAACAUUAGCUUGAUGAAGCCGUUUUGGUGUAUAUAUCGUGCAGUCUCACCGUUCAAUUCACUGCUAUUUAGGAGUUAAAUCACUUUGUUUAUGCAGCCCUAGUCACCCUGCAUGUGACUUACACUGCAAUCCUAAACACUUACUGAAAAAGAACCUAGACAUUCUAUGUUCCUUUAUUGCACAGUCUGUUAAAUCUGGAACUUCUUAUCUCUUGCUCUGAUAUUAGCCUUAUAGAGCCUGCAGGAGCCUCACAUAUGUAAUGAAAGUUCAAUUUACAGAGCAGUAGAUACAACUUCUAAAGCAAUUUAAAGUCUGAUUGAAAAUUAAGCCAUUUUUUUGUCAUGCGGGCUCUGUGAGUUAGAGAGGGGAGGUCUGUGCAUAAACAAAACUUAUUUAACUCCUAAAUGGCAGAGUUUGAUCAGUGAGUUUGAUCAGUGAGACUGCAGGAGCAUAAUCUAUACAUAAAUCUGUUUCAUUAAGCUAAAGUUGUUUUGGUGCGCCUUUAAUGUAAAAAUAAUGGAAAUUUAUAUUAAGAAUUGUACAAAUUAUAUAUACACGUGAAGUCUUGAUUUGUUAAAUACACUCCGGAACCAUAACCACUUUAUUGAGAUGCCUGUAGUCCCCCUUGCACUGUCUUACAUUCAAAGAUAUUAACCGUAAAGAUGUCUUCCCAUUCACUGGUAUGGUUCCUCUCUUCCUGUGCUCAGACUAAUGCAAAAGCAUUUGCUUGAGUAGCGAAGGGGCGGCAGUGAUGGGUUGAGUUUGCCAGUUGAAUCUUUCUGUCUGUCAUAUGCUGCCCAUCAGGAAUAAAUGCGUGUGCCUUUUGUUUUCCUUUAGCCGCAAUGGCCAGGGGGCGUCAGCUUAUCACUCUCGUUUGCUCCUUUGCUGCUCAACUAUUGUUUCUGUAUUUGCCCAAGAAUAGGAGGAGAGGCAGCACAGCAGUGCCUGGAGACGCAUCUUCAGUAAAGUAAGGAGGCAAGGGUACUCCAGGCACAUAACCACUUUUGUCAUAUAAAGGGGUUAUGGUGCCCAGAGUGCUCCAUCAAAGUUUGAGAUUAACUUAAAGAUGCUGUAAGAUUUAAAGACUUCUUCCAAGCACUAUGAACUGCUUUUAGUAGUAACCAUAGUGGUAGGAAUCUGUAUGUGCAGCUUAUCUGCUUGAAAUUCUCUACACACCGAUAUAUUUGCAGUACACCUGAUUUAGGCAGCCUGGAACCCUCCCCACCUCCCUCCAUUUGCUGAAAUAGUAAAUCCCUUCCUUCCCUCCAUUGCCCACUCCCUCUCCAACUCAAAGCACUGGCAUUCACUCUGUGCUGAUGAAACAGUCCAAAUACUUCAGUAUGUGAAGCAUUUGAUUAAACCUCACGAGGGAUGAAGUGACAUUGGAUGGGGUCUGGGUAACUUCGCAGUAAGAACUCCAGUAACGAAAUAUUUUGUUACCGCUGCAUCAAUUUGCAAAAAUGGCUGUAUCUGUAAUCCCACCUCCUGGUUCAGUGACAUCAAAGGGGAAAGUUAUGCUUCACUCUGGCUAUCAGAUUGUGUAUGCUGUAUACACACAGGCCCAAGUAUAAGAGAUUAUACUGCAAUCCUGCCUGCACACAGCCAUUAGUAUCUUACCUUAUAUUAUAAAGACAAAUUUGUUUGUGGGGUACCAUUGGACAGUAGAUUGUUUAUGGAGCCCAGAUGUAGUGAAGUAAUCACUUGUGGGAUUAAUACAUUGCACAUUUCUCAACCAGGAUAUGUAGUUGGGAACAGGCUGGUUCAGCAAUAAACAGAAAACACAGGCUUGUUAGGUAAUUAAUUGCAGUUACUGGUAGCACGAGUUAGUGCUAGAUAACAUACAAUGAACUUUAGCUGGAUUGCAAAAUCAAGUUCCAUAAAGACAUGGCAUACAAUAUCACAUUGCUCUGUUGAGCUUUACUGUGCCUUUAAAUAUGUCAUUCCCUUCGCACAUGUGAGAUAGAAAUCAUAAUUGAGACCGUGUGGAAUCAGCUGCCUCAGUACUCCCAGCAAGGAAGGCCAAUACAGAGUGGACCAAGUCAUGGACUGCAAGCUGGCAGAGGCUCUGAAAAGGGAAGGAUAUUAAGUGCUCGGGAUCUUGACACCAUAAAUACAUUGUCAGCACAAAUUGUUACAGUUAGUAUCAAACGAAAGACAUCUGUAAUACAUACAGAUCUGAACAGGCAGUUGUAUUCAGUUCUAUUUGUGUCUCAGGACAUACUUGAAAACAAGAGAAAUAUCAAUAUAUGCUUCCUGGUAAACUAUUUUAUAAAUAAAUAGAAUAUAUUCUAGACCUGACACCGAAAUAUUAUUUAUUCCAUGAAAGAAUAAUACCCCACACAACAGCCAGGAAUUUAUUUUUAAAAAGUGUCAAUUUUCUGGCCUAAAACACUAAUCAGCUUGUAAGAGAGCACUCAGGAGACUUAGUAGUGGUCAAAAGUACUGCCGCUUUAUUUAAAGCAGCUAGCAUUUUACACAGUACACAGAAAUAAAAAAUCAAAGUCCUCUCUGAGACUUUUAUCAAGACAUUGCCAAAACAAUAGUGCAACGUUUAAGUACGUACCCAAAUUUAACCUAUGAAGGAGGGUGGUAAAGUCACAUGCCUUAAAUGAAAACAAGGUAACUAUGGAAACCAUAACCAAGCCUAUAUCAAGGAAAAAGUGCAACAUCCCGGAGAAAGGUACGUAACAAAAAACGAAUAUAUGGAAAUACAAAUAUAUAUGCAAAAUCUAACCUGAAGGUCUGUCACAAAUAGUAUGCACUACCCCAGGAGGGAAUAAAUAUAUUUAAUCUAAUAUAUUAAAUGUAAUAAUGUUGGCAGAGGUAUAUCAGGGGUUAAAUAAAUUGUCAAACGAGCCCUAAAGGCUAAAAUGCAAUAUAUGGAUAAUUGGCAAAACCCUUUUAUUAUUAUUAUUUAUUAUUAUUAAGAUUAUUAUUUAUAAAGCGCCAACAAGUUCUGUAGAGCUGUACAAUGGGUGGACGAACAGACUUGUAUUUGUAACCAGACGAGUUGGACGCACAGGAACAGAGGGUUUGAGGGCCCUGCUCAAUGAGCUUACCUGCUAGAGGGAGUGGAGUAAAGUGACACAAAAGGUAAGGGUAGGGUAGAAAAGUAGAUUGCUAGGAUAGUGUUCAUUGAGGGUUUAGUGUUUUGUUUUGCUGACAGUUUCAGGAGAGGAAUUCGGGUGCAGGGAGGGACAGCUGUUCACAGUUUAAUUGAUAUGCUUUCCCAAAGAAGUACGUUUUCAAAGAUUUUUUUGAAGGAGUGGAGAUUGGGUGAAAGUCUAACAGAGAGUGGAAGGGCGUUCCAUAGGAACGGUGCAGGCCUAGAGAAGUCUUUAAGGCGAGCAUCAGAGGUAGGAGUACGAACAGAGGUUAAACGUAGGUCUCCAGCAGAGCGUAGGGGCCUAGAUGGGACAUAUUUGUGUAUUAGUGAGGAUAAGUAGGUCGGAGCAGCAUUGUGUAGAGAUUUGUAAGCAAGUGUCAGGAUCUUAAAUUGAGUCCUAUAUCUUAUGGGAAGCCAAUGUAGGGACUGACAAAGGGGGGGAGGGGAGGCUAGGAUACACAAACAGAUGAAAAGUCAGAUAUAUCAAUUCACAGUAUCCACAAGCCUACAAUAUUUAUAAUUGUGUAUGCAUAUAAUUAAAUGAUUUGUUCAGAGGAGGCUCACCCCAAACCAUAAAGGUGAAAUUCCAACUUGUUCAUGCAAAAAAAUGUAAAUCUGAUUCAUAAAGAUAUGUUUGGAACCUUCCUUGAAUGUUGUUAUAGUAUAAAUUACUUUGGAAGUACGCUCCCCUAUCGCUUCCAUGCAAGAUGCAACUUAUGACUCAUGAGACAAACUUCGAUUAAAAUUUCAAAUCUCAUUACAUCCUUCCAAAAAGCGAUUAUUUUUGGCCAUGACCUUAUUAUAUUAUAACACAGUUUACAGAUCUCACGUUGAAGUAUAGUUUAAGUGUGUUUUGUUUUUUCUCUUAAAGGAAAUUAAUGAAAACUCUCUAAAAAGAUUAAAUGGCUACUUGGAAAGUCUUCAGAAACCAGGGUUAAGAUCUCACAAACCUGCACAGCUCACGUUCUAUGUCCGAGAAACUGAACAGAAUGCUGUGAAUAUUCAAGAUCCUGCAAGAGCACUAGGUAAGAUGUUCUAUACAAUGCAUGAUAUUAUGUAUCUAUAACAAACUGAGCACCGCCAAAUGUCAGUAACACAACCAAAAAACACUUUGCAAACCCCCUACCCUCCACCAUAGGCUGUGCUAAUAAAAGAUAUAAUCGAGCAAGAAAUGCAGCCCCAUUUGCAACAUGUCUUUUGAAGUUAUAUUUAGGUCACAUCUUAAAAUACAGCAGUUCAUUGCCUUUGACUAUGUGUAGCAUAUUCCCGAUUAGGGAUAAAAACUUGAAUUACUAAAUAGGAUUUCCUUGCAGUCUGUAUAAUUUCGAACAGUAAGUUUCACUUUGCAUAACAGAGAUUAAUAUUACUUUUAUGUACCAGGUAGUACAUACUAAUUGGUCCUAUUCUUUGUUGGUCUCCAUAAAAUCAUAUCUGUUUAAUAUAAACGUUUUUUAUUGUUAUAAUUUGGAAUAUUUACUUAUGAUUCCUGUUUAAUGAAUUAGGCUAGAAAGAACUUAAAGGAGCAUUAUAGGGUCAGGAACACAAACCUGUAUUCCUGACCAUACAGUGUUAAAACCACCAUUAAGGAGGCUUGCUCACCCUUAGCCUCCUUAGAAGGGGUUAAAACUCACCUUAUUUCCAACGCAGCGUGGGCCCGCUGGCGCUGGCCUCUCCCCCAUCCACCUCCUUGGUGACAUCAUCAGAAUUUACACCAAUUUCUAGCCAAUCCAAUGCUUUCCCGUGGAGAAUAUUUACUUCCCAUAGGGAAAGCAUUUGAUUGGCUGAAAUUGGCAAGGAGGCAGGAUGGAGAGCAUAGAGACGCUGAACGGCAGUGGUGCCUACUGAGCAGCACUGCCCAGGAAGCAUCUGAGGAGUGGCCACUGGGGGUGACCCUAAGGGGCAAUGUUAACACUGCCUUUUCUCUGAAAAGGCAGUGCUUGCAUGAAAAUACCUGAAGAGAAUAAUUAUACUCACAAGAACUAUAGUGUUCUGGUGACUAUAGUGUCCAUUGAAUGUGUUUUUAUAUCAAGAGUGGCCAAAAGGUAGAUCCCCCAGCUGUUUUUGAACUACAGCUUACAUGUUGCUUUGCUAGCUUUAUAAACUGUUGCAGUUUCACAUCUGCUAUGGAUCAACCUCUUGGCAAAAAGUGAUUUUUGUUAACCACUUUGAUCCUUAAUUUAUUUUUCUUGGUUUCUUGUGUUUUGUUUCUCCAUGCAUUCGAUAGAAUUUCGAACAGUCAGUUUCACUUUGCAUACCAGGGAUCUUAGAAGAACUGUGUUAGAUAUCCUUAAUUCAUGCAGCUUAUCCACGGACCAUGUACAGGACAUUGGAGCCAGCGUGGAGUCUCAGCCACAGAAAGACCCACACACAUUUUACAGGCCCAUAAAGUGGGACAAGACCUACUAUACAUUCACUGGUUUUAAAGAUCCUGAAGAGGAGCUAGAGCAAGCUCAGCGCGUUGAAACCACUAUUUCGUAUGUACAUUUAUCUGCUCUUUUUAUUACAAAUAUUAUUUGUUCUGUAUUAGGAAAUUGCAAUGAACUAUAAGUUGGUUAUUUCUUAAAAUGGUCCGGUUACCACAAGCUUACCUUUCUCCUGUUGUUUCCUGUUUCCCCUUUUAAAAUCUGUUCUUCUUAUCAUUUCUAAUCCAUUUCUCUUUAAAACAUAAGACAACUAGCGGCUACUUUGUCUUCUGUAUUUUUCCUAUGCUUGACAAAUCUUGAGAAAUGGUGGAGCUGAAGGCAAGUGCCACUUCCUUUCUCAAUUAACAAAGGUAAGUUUGAGGUGACAGAGCCACUUUAAAGGAACACUGAAGAUACAAUUUUAUUGGCAUGCAAAAUGUAGACCGUGUAGCAAUAAGUGUGUAUCUUCUUUUUCCGCAACAUACCUUAUGUUUCAUUUUUGUUUUACAUAGUUACAUAGUUGUCUAGGCUUAAAAAAAGACUAAAGUCCAUCAAGUUCAACCUUGAAACUCAUUAAAUAAACAUUACUACAUUCAUUUACUUAGGUACUUAGUAAUAUGCUCUCAGAGACACUUCAACUUCCAGACCAGAACCAGUACCGGAACAAGACCCACAAUGUUGAAACUGUACAGUCCAUGGCUGGUUUCUGGUCACUGUUCCUUUUGGAUCAAAACCAAUGCUUUGUUUAAAAAAUAAAAAUAAAGGAUGCAUGUAGAUAGGAUCUGGUCUGUCACAUCCAUCACAGAACACAUUCUAUUGUAGAUCGGUUGGCGUUACAUCCAGUGUCCACACCUAUCCCCUCACCUGUGGGAUUUUCGGAUCUGAUCUAUAACGUUUUUGUCUGUUCAAUAAAAAUACGAUCUUGCUCUGUUACCACAAACUUACCUUUCACUUAUUUUCCUCUCUCAGAAUCCGUUCUUCUUUUCAAUCUUGUUCUUGUAAAAUACAUAAGACAAAGUAGGGGAACAAUUAAAAAAACCGUUGCCCAUGACAGAUCCACCUUAAGUUCAAUAAUGCUGGAAUUCAUAUAUUUUAUACGUUUUCAACUGCUUUCUCUCCUGUGAGUGAACUUAAAAUGUGUUAUAUGUCAGAGUCUGUAUUUAUUCUAUGACCAGAGCAGUUGAUUUGAGAUGAUGUGGCCUUUUUGUUUUGCUCAUGACCCUGUAUUAUGUAAUGAUCCUUGUAUAUUUUCUUUUAGCCCCUGGUUAGAGAAUAAUCAUGAUGAGGCCCUCAAGAAGCUACACUCGAGCUUACCAUUGAGAGAAGAACUAGAACGCUUAAAGCAAGAACUCUCUCGUCAGCUUCAGUUGUCAGACGUGCGGUAAGAGUUUGACAAAAUGUAAUCUGUCAUGUUCCAGUAAUUUCCAGUCUAUGUGUGUGUAUAUAUGAAUAUAUAUUUAAAAGGAAAAAGGGUGCACCCUCCAGGUCUUGUUAAAGUGGGGGGGGGACGACUCUUUAGGGCAGUUAACUCCACAUUUUCGUUGUUCCUACUGUAGAGAACCCUUUCCUUUGCCAUAGUUGAAAUCUCCUUUCUUCAAGUCUAAUUAGGUGACCUCUUGUCUUUUGUGCAGUCCUAUAACGAGCAGACACCAGACAGCUGCCUGCGCUGUGUUUAGUGGUAUAAUGUUAUCAUAUCCCUUCUAAGAUUUACUCUCUCUUUUUUUUUGGGGGGGGGGGGUUAUUUGCAUGAGUUUUCUAUAUUUUUCUUAUUUUUCUUCAUAACUAAAAGCUUUCAUUCCUUUUUUAUUUAUUUUUAUUUUUUUAUUAAAGUUAGGUACAUACAUUAAAGCCAUAACACCAGAAAAGCCCAACAAAGGGUUUUUACAUUUUCAGUAAAAUGGAAUUUAAGGAAUGAGGGUGAGGAGAGGGAUACAAAGGGUGAGUAAAGAAAAUGAGGACCAACUGCAAGAGGUACUACCAAGGACAUCACAAGGUAUCCGGUGUUAUUUUUCUUCCCAAGCAAGCCAAGUUGUUAUACAUAAGGGUAAAGUAUGGUGCAUGAAAGCAGUGAGACAGCCAUCAGUUUAUUGAUUAGAGUCAGCACUUCUCAUCCAUGCCUCUCUUUCUGCAUAAUAAUACUUUACUGGCCUACCUACUUUUCUUAGCUGUUUAACAUUGCUGCCUAGUCUGUUGUCUAUCUAUUCCAAGUUGUUCUUAUUUAUAUUUUUUUUGACUCAGUACAAAUUAGGAUAUACAUUGCUUGAGUGUUUCUCCUCUCAAAAACAGAUAACAUUUUAGUGUUAAACCUCAUCUGCCAAUUGCUACCCAGUGCCCUCAUUUGUCCAAAUCCCUCUUCAGACAAAAUAAUAUACUUCUCACACUAUAUUACCUAGUUUUGUGUCAUCUGCAAGUUGACACAUGAUUUUCAGGAUUGUUACUAAACAGAACCAGAAACCCAAGUACUCUUCUACUGCUUUGUCCAACUUGAAGGUUUUCCAUUUACUUCUCUUACUCUCUAUCUUUAAACCAGUGCGCACUCCAACAAGAAAAAUCUUAAUCUACACUGAUGCUUUUAAUUUGUACAUUAACCCUUUUUGUGGGAUCUUAUUGUAAAUUAGUAAUGUUUACCCUUUUAUGUUUGUGUUUUUUGAUAACUACAAAAUAAAACAAAAAGACUGAUAAGAUAUCCUUCAUCCAUAUAUGCAGAUGGCAGAGAAGCUGGGGUAUUGCUCAUCGGUGUAGUCAGCUACAAAGCCUUAGCCGCCUAACACAGCAGAGUCCUGAGUCUCUAAAGAUGGCUAAAGGUAAAUAUUGUAAAUCCCUUUAUAUUCACCAUUGUGUCCGUGGUACAACACCAAAUAUAUCUGUUCUACAACAGUAUCAGUUUUUAAAUUACAUCGUUUAUAAAUCAAAUCUUGAUUGCUCUGGGUUUAAAAUGGUAUUUUUGGUGUUUGUAGUUCCAACCAUUUUGGCUUCCUCCCUUACAGCUACAUGGAGAUGAAAAUUAUAUGUAUGUUUAAAUACUUUUCCUCAGUACCUUCUUUACCUUUCCAGGUCGCACUGUGAUAUUUACAGACUGCACGGGCUUGAGUGCAACUGGUCAUGUCAUGUUGGGAACCAUGGAUGUCCACCAUCAUUGGACUGAGGUGAUCAAUGAUAAUGAAAGUGGUCAAAGUUGUCUCAGUAAUACAAAAAAUACCAGCUCACAAGAUAUCACACUUACACAAAUGUAGAUGUUUGAGGCAGCAAAAGUGCAACAAUUAUUCCACUACUUCAAGUAAUCCGUUAACAGAGUAAUGCAGAUUUUCUUUGUUGGAUUGUUAUCACUGGUAUGCAUUAUAUUGUAAAUGGCCAAAGUCUCAUCAUUGAGUGUAAUGCAAAUGAGCAACACUCUGCUGAUUUAAUUUAUUUGUAUGUUUGUUUGUUUAUUUUUUUACAACAGCACAUGUUGAUUGUUCAAAAGUUUUUCUUAAAGGUGGUCCGACUAAGUAAUACUAUUUAUUUAUUGAUCAGACCUUUCCAAAACUAGGUUGCUGGUUAGGUUCAUUUUUUUUAAAUUUUUUUUUUGGCUAACAGAACAAUGAUUUAAAAAAAACAUAAUGUUGGUUAAAUGCAUUAUUUUCUUAUUUCUGAAUAUACAAAUUUAAAAGAUGCAUUCCUCCUAAACUGAUCUUACAAUAUCUAUUUGUGUGCAUGUAUUAUAUUUCUAAAUCAGUUAGUGGCCUUUACUUAAAGGACCACUAUAGUGCCAGGAAAACAUACUCGUUUUCCUGGCACUAUAGUGCCCUGAGGGUGCCCCCACCCUCACGGACCCCCCCCGCCCGGCUCUGGAAAGGGGAAAGGGGUUUAAACUUACCUUUUUCCAGCGCUGGGCGGGGAGCUCUCCUCCUCCGUUCCUCCUCCUGGGCUGAAUGCGCACGCGCGGCAAGAGCGUCGCGCACAUUCAGCCGGUCGCAUAGGAAAGCAUUCAUAAUGCUUUCCUAUGGACGCUGGCGUGCUCUCACUGUGAAAAUCACAGUGAGAAGCACGCAAGCGCCUCUAGUGGCUGUCAAUGAGACAGCCACUGGAGGAAAUAGGGGAAGGUUUCUCUAAAACUGCUAUGAAAAAAUGGGUUAACCCUAGCUGGACAUGGCACCCAGACCACUUCAUUAAGCUGAAGUGGUCUGGGUGCCUAGAGUGGUCCUUUAAAAGGACACUGUCAUUAUUUAAAACAGCUUGCAAAACUUGUUUAAAAUAGUUAAGCUGAAAUCUUUAAAAUAUCUUUCAAAAUAUCUCCAACUACCGAAUAAUUUAAAAGUAAAAAAAGCAUAGCCAGUUUAGAAUUAAAUCUAAAAACCAAAGGCAAAACAGCAUAUAGCUACUAAACCAAUACAGAACUUUAUUUAAACCCUAAUAGUCAACAAAUUACAUCGGUAGAAAAGAAAACACUCCGUGUUCUUGCAUGGAAAGCAAUGAAAUAAUGAAACGAUUUUUUUAAAAAGGGGGGGGGGUUUAAUGAAAAAAAACUUGGUACAAAUCAAGUAAAUAUGUGUACAAAUGAAGAUGAGCAUUAUGAGUUUUGAUGGCUUAUUGGUAAUUUUAAUUUGUAUUUAUUUUUUUAAUUCUUUAAGAAUAUUCAAAAUAAUUGUACAUAUAGUGCAGCAGUAGUCUGGUCUCACUUAAAAAGUGCGUAGAACAGCACCGGUCAUUGGCCUUGAACCAAGUUUUACAUUUUAGCCUGAAAAAUGGGCGAGUAGCCCACAUAUAAAUAAACAAAACCAUGGAAGUUUAAGCAUUUCUUAACGGUAGUUCGACCAAGUAAUAUCAUUCAUAUAAUGAUUAAACCUUUCCACGACAUAAGUUGCUCUUUCUUUUCUCUUAAAGAGAGAUAAUUAAAAAAGGAAUGUUGGUUAUAUGCAUCAUUUUCUAGUUUCUAUAAUUCUGAAUAUACAAAUUAAGACAAUACAAUCCUUUUUUAUAAAAUAGCAGCAGUUAUUUUUAUUUUUUAAUUUAACAGUGAUUAAUAUGGAAAUUCCCUGCACCAUCCAAUCUCUCAUUAGAUUGCGUUAGAGGGACAUUCUGAGCAACCUAACCAAUGUAGUUGAAUGUAAAGGUCUAGCCUAGAGUCCAUUAGUACCAUCCAACAGUUUAAUAUCAAACCAUUUAAGAAUGGUUUGCUAUACACAGGGGCUCUUAACAGUACCAAGAGCCCACCUCAAUUUCAGCCAAAUUAAUAAUGAGGAAAUUGGCACUUUCACAAUAGCAAUGUCUUUCACCCAACAUGGGCAACAUUGAUUGACUCUUCUACUUACCCAUCACCAGUGAGCUUUUAUGAAUCAAAGCGUGUUAAAUAUGAAAAGGGAACUGUCACUUUCAGGAUUUCACUAUUAUUCUUACUUCUCCCUAGAUUUUAUGUGAAAUAUCUCAAAUUAAAUGUAGAUGUCCACAUGUCUUUUCACCUACAACUGGGCACCUCCAUCUUAGCUCCCUGUCAAUCAUUUAUUUUUAGGUAGUCCACUUAGAGAAGGCAAACACAGAAGAGUAGAAAUGAAACAAUGCUUCUAUUUCUCAUUAUAUAAUCUAUAUUCACUGUUAAUAUUUUUAAGAUUACAACAGUAAUGUUUUUUUUUCAUUAGCUGUUUGAGAGGUUACCCAGCUAUUACCAACUAGAGAGGAAGUUGCAGUAUCUGCAGGAACGUGUGAGUCUAAUUUUGGGUGGCAUUGAAAUGGUGUACAUUGAGGAGCUGCAGCCAAUGUUGACAAUAGAGGAGUACUAUGCAACAUUAAAUGCAUUCUACAACAAGCUUCUUAACAGAAGAGCACUGAUCCACCCGCGUAGCCUUCGUGGCCUACAGAUGAUACUGGAUAAGUAAGUGAUUAAAUAUUUAUACCUUUUGUAGUGAGGUAUAUGCAUAUGCUGUUCUCAGAUAUGAAAAAGUGGAGAAAAAAAGUGUUGGUACUGCAUGUAUAAUAAAAAUUGCUUUCCCAAAACUUUUACAUAAACAUUAAAUAUAAAUCGUGCAAAAUCUACACCCAGUGUCUACAUACACAAAAUGCGUAUUAUAGUCGGAGGUUUACAAUGAGAUGAUCAACAGUAUCUAUAAACAAUAUAUAUCAUUUUUUAUAUUCACAUUACACAGUGUGCGCUUUUUUUUUUCAUUUGUUUAAUUCUAUAUAUACAUAUAUCUGCUCUGGAUACUGUUGAUCAUAUAAUUGGAAACUAUAUUAAGUAUUUUGUGUAUGUAUAUGUAUAUGUAUAUAUUCUGUUCUCAUAUAUGCCUGUUGCUUUUUAAAAAAAAAAAUGUAUUCUUUAUAUUUGAACAGACAUGCAGAUAAUACAAUGUUAGUUGAUAAAUACAUGACAAAACUGCAUAUUUUACCAUAUGAUAACAGAACUAUAACAUGCAAAAUAAUUUGGCAUUUUUAACAACUGCAUAAUCACUAGAUAUGUUUAUUUUGCCAGGUGUGCAGUUGAUACUCUGGAAGUUCAAAAUAAUUAUUUGAACUUAACAAAUAUAAUGAAAAGAGUUCGAAAAUGUAAAAAAAAUUAAAAAUGAUUUCCAAGAAUGCAUAGAGUUGGUAGCCUAAGGCUCUACGGGUUCAUAUUGCUCCCAUGAAGCCCACAUCUUAUGGAAUGUGGAUAAAGUGUUCGUGACCUGCGCUGGUUGUUUUUAAAAGGACAAACAUGCCCAGGGGUCUAGGUCAAAGUGUCUUUGGAAAAUUGUAUUAUCCGGUCUUCACCUCCCUCCAGAACCUAGCCACCCAUGGGAGGACCACCACAUGUGUAAGUAUGUACCCCUUUCCUCACAUAACCACCAACUGGUGCCAGUGGCACUUCUACCAAUGUGACAAAGCUUGAGUGGUAUACCAGCAGGACAUUGUCUUGAAUGUCUGUUUCUGAAGGGUUUCACACAUGCCUUCCAUAUUCUCUCCCAAUCUCUCCUCUCCAGCACAUCCCAGCCCUAUUGAUCUACAUAUCUAAGCUUCCCCAUUCAUUACGAGAGUCUAAUGUGUUGAUAUAGUAUAAUAUUCAACCCUGUCUGAGUAGUUUCCUCUAAACAUAAUCUUUCAAAAAAGGUCAGGGGGUGUGGGCAGCCAGUUUUACUUCUUCCUGUUUGGCGAAAUGUCUAAUUUGGAGGCAUCUAAAAUAAUCUCCAGGCAGAGGGGUGUUGACUGCUGAGAAAAAUAGCUGAUUGAACUCUUUGUCCUUGAAAGCUUUGUGACAAAAGCACAGUUUUUCCUUAUUGCCUCAGUGAAAUGGGGAAAUUUAACAAGAUCUUCCAAUUCUGGUAAGGCCCUGGAUCUGAAGAAGGGGCAACUUUCCUCCUCUCUCUGCCAAUUCCUGGUGACACCUGCUAACUUCACCCUUUAAAGAAGACAUUUUUGACAGGCCAAGAGACAAUAACAGUCACCUACCGUGAGUGUCCUCUGCAACUAAUUCCAUAUUUGUCCCCAGCCACAUUGGGCUACUGCAAGGCCCUAAAACCCUUGACAAGGGUGUGCUAAUCCCAGAAGAUUAGGUAUAGCUGGCAGAUGCUGACUGCUUAUUCUUAUUCAUGGCAUCAGGCCCCAAUCUUGUUCACACAAUAGCUCCUACUAAUCUUAAUACGGCCCUCUUUACCAUGAUGAUUUUCUGAAAAGAUCUGUGACCUAGUCUAUCACUGUGCCAUAGCUAGCAAGACUCAGGAGUUAACCUAAAAGAUCCUAUGUUGGUCAGUGGUGUAUUUAAGAUUCGUGCUGCCCUAGGCAUGUCGAAACUCAGGCACCCCCCCCCUAAUCUCGAUUUGUCCCACCACUUCCUGUUCAGGACCAAAAUGCACUUUGACUGACAGACACAAACGGAUACGACGACUCAGUGACAUGCACACCCUCUCAGACAGGGGCGUAUUAGCUGCGAGGCAAACAAGGCAUUUGCCUUGGGCGGCAUUUUUCAGGGGGCGGCAAAAAAUGCCUCCCGGCUAACAGACAUGCUGGGCUGGCGGGCGGCGCUGGCAAGUGGGUCGGGCGGGCGGCUGGCGAGGGAGCUAUUCCUCUGAGCGGUGUGCUCAGCUCCCUCGCGCGCCGCAGAGUGAGGCUGGGAGCCGGAAGAUGACGUCAUAUUCCGGCUCCCAGCCUCACUCUGCAGCGCGCGAGGGAGCUGAGCAGUCAGCUCAGAGUAAGUGCUCCCUUGCCAGCCGCCCACCCAGCAGCCAGCCCAUCAGCCAGCCCAUCAGCCCGACCGGCAGCCACUGGAUCCCCAGCACUCCCAAAGGUAAGGAGGCAGGGCGGGGUUAAAGAAAAAGAAAAAAAAAAUUUGAUGUGAGUAAUUGUGUGUCUGACUGUGUGUGUUUGUGUCUGACUGUGUGUGUGUGUUUGUGUCUGACUGUGUGUGUGUCUGACUGUGUGUUUGUGUGUGUUUGUGUCUGACUGUGUGUUUGUGUGUGUUUGUGUCUGACUGUGUCUGACUGUGUGUGUGUGUGUGUCUGACUGUGUGUGUGUUUGUCUGUGUGUGUUUGUGUCUGACUGUGUGUGUGUGUCUGACUGUUUGUGUGUGUGUGUAUUUAGAAGGUGGGGCGGGGGGAAGGGUUGGGUGGGGGUGGCGCGGGGGGAGGGGGGUGCCUGAGUUUUGUCCUGCCUAGGGCAGCACAAAACCAGGAUACACCACUGCUCUCAGAUAUACAUACAUACAUACACACCCACUUAUUUGACACACAUAUCCUCACUGAUUUGAUCAGUUUUAUUUGAAACACACAGACACAUGCACUCACUGACAGACACAUGCAGAUACUUACAGACACUCACUCACUAAACUAAUUAUCUCAUCACCUAAAAACUACUGCAGAAUUUUUUUUCUUAGUGAGAAAAUAUUAAAAAACUCAUUUAUACUCUAAGUCUUUGAACAACCUUGUGUUUGUGAUUGUUUUCAGGUCUGAGCAUUUUCUUUGCCUUUUUUAUGUAGAGAACAUUGAUCUCUUUGACAUAGGUAAGGACUAAUAGGCCUGUAUUUAUUUUGGAGAUUAGAUCACAGUUAAAUGUUUGCUGUUCCUGAUGAGGUUUCAUAUGUGAGUGGGACUAACCUAUGGUAGUAAAAAUCAUGUGUUUUUUUUCUUUUACCUGUCAUUGUAGUGAUCGGUUUGUUCCUCGGGUACAUGAAAUGGGGCAUUUUAACAUACCUACAACAUGUGAUUCAGCAGCUCUACAGUGGUUUCUUCUGACUCAUGCAGGAAAAGCAAGGGAAAAACUGAAAAGGAAUGAUGAGUAAGUCAUUUUAUUCUAGAAAAUAUAUGCUCUCACUUUUUCAUUUUCUAGUUUAGCCCAUCUAAUCACCUAAAGACAAUAUUUGUUUCCUUCUAUUUUACAUAGGGUGCCUCUGAUUUUUCUGUGUUAAAUGCUCUUUUCUUAUUGGCAUAACUUCCUACUAAGCCACAUUGGUUUCAGUCUGUUCUGUUGAUAUCCAUUUAUGUUUUUUUACAUGACAGUGUUUAUGCCAGUCAUUCAGUUGUAAAGUUGUCCUGAUCUUAUUUAAAUUGGCCUUUUUAAAAUUAUAUGUUGUAGCAUAGCCAUGUACAUUUAUUUAUUGGGUUUAUUUCAAGACACCAUAGUGAACACUAUUUCAUUACUUCAUUACUUGAAUGUUUGAUCAACAGAUCAACAUUGUUCAUUAUAACCAAAUCCAGAUAAGCAUCCUUUCUGGUUUGUGCUUCUACCAAUUGUGACUUAAAAGUGUGAUGUAACAUGUUCAAAAUUCCAAUUGCUGAGAUGCUAGUCCUACUAAUUAUUGUAGUUUUUAAUUACCUGGACAUCAAUUAAAGUGUUACCCAGAUGUGCAGCUUUCCCAGUUUGUUGUAUAUAAUUGAAAAUAAAAAAAUAAUAUUCAAACAUGUACUAAAUGCUGCGUGUGCCUUAAACUCACUUUACUGGAAAUCCCCCACAUUACCUAUUUCCCAGAAAAUAUCACAACUGAAAUCCAGAAAUGUAAAAAUUAAUACAAGACAAAAUACAAUUACAUACCAAUAAUAAUUUAAGUCAUAGCCCUGAUGAAUUUAACCCUUAGAAUGUCUCUGUAACCUCAAACUUACAUUUCUCAUAUUGUUUCCUCUUCUGUGCUUUUCUUAAUUCCUGAUAUGUUUUUGUUUAAAACAUAAGACAAAAGUAGGGACUACUGGGGGGCGGAGCCUAACAUCCAGACCGAGCGGACGUGUCAGGUCCGAGCUCCGACACAAAACAAACGAUUUUGGGGGUACAUACCCCACUACCUGGCGCAAAUCUGCUCGGGUGAGGCAUAACCGUAUGGGGGACGCCCGGGCACAUCUUCCGAUACCCAAAUCACUAGCCUGACGACCCGGAGACCCACACUGCGGUUGCCGAGGCCUGCGAGACAGAAGGAGAGGGAGAGACGGCCGCUCUCCUCUCUGCCAGCCUGCUGCAGAAGCACCUCGACCCUCAAACCUCCUAACCCCCCCCCCUGGACCGGAGGGGGAUAUCCCGGUCCUCGCCGUGAGCCCGGAGUGCCACACCUGCACAGACAGACGAGACACAGUAGAACUCCAGGGCCGGCGACACACGAGGCACGCACAAGAUGGCGGCUGAGUACUCACCACGACAGCGGUUCCAGCCUGCAAUCCCAAAGCAGCGUCCAGACAGCAGCACCGACCUCACAAGGCGCAUUGAUGAGCUGUUCGCCAAGUUCUGGGAGAAACUGCAGCUCCGAGCACAGAGCGCACAGACAAGUCGGAAAACCCCCAAGAGAGCAGGUGAGAGGGGCCACGUGCUGCCGACAGCGAGGGGGGCACCCUUGGGCACGGCACUGGAUCACUCAACACCACGCACCCUCCACAGCCCAAUACAGCCCUCCAAAGACUCACUUCAAACUAAAGGAAAUCCUGGGAUACAGCCUCACAGACAGCCCAACAGAAAGGCAGUGAACCAGCGCAGACUCGAGGGGGGCAAAACAUACCAAGGCAGCCCACGCAGACGGCGGAGCGUAAAACCUAACCCGGCCGCGACCACAACAUCACUAACUCGAACCGGCAGCAGCCAGUGUCCACGCCGACCCACAAAAAUCCCAACCGGGAACACACGCUACUCUCAGGGCGAACCGGAGUCCAGCACUGAGCAACUGACAGCGCGAGGGGAGCACAACCACCCCCAACGGGGCAUCGGAUGAACCACCUAGGACUGGGUCUCAAUGACAGGCAAAGUGCCUAAUAUCCCUUACCUUCCCACAACCCAGAUGAACUCUUACAAAUGUAUGCAUGCACUUAAGCCUUAACAUCCCUUCCCGUUGCUCCUGCCAUGGACUGCAGGGGGGGGCUUCACUUGAGACCAAGCGACCACAAGAUAAGCAUACCUACCUAUAGCCUCACCCAUACUCACACAAGCUGCAUUGGUAACUCAGCACACAUAGCGCAUACACCAUAAUCUCUACUGUCAAGCAGUUCAUAUAGCCUACCAAGCACAGUGAUAGUUAUUUUCACCCUUUUGCUUAGCAACUUGCAACAAACAUAUACAGUACGUAUUAAUAGCUGCAUUUCAAUAGGCUGUUCAAAAUGUCUAGCUAGCAUUGUAUGGUGGUUGUCUCUCCUAACACACCAUUAACAAACACAAUGCCUACAACCUACAUCACAACUGUCCAGCUAACUAGCACACCUAACCUGCUGAAUAUCAUUUACCCAAAUGCUAUUCUAACAAGAUAAAUGUUCAGUCAAGCUUGUUAUCUCUAUAUAAAAAAAAAAUGUGCAAACUUCUAUGCCACAAUUUAAUUUCUGUAAUUCCUGAAACACGCUGUUGUGGCGUCUGUUGAUAACCUGUAAUUAUCUGCACAACCAAAAUAAAGAAUUUAAAAAAAAAAAAAAGUAGGGACUACUUUGUCCUAUGUAUUUUUCCUACGCUUGACAAUUGUGACAAAGAGUGGAGCUUAAAGGGACAUUAUAGUUGCCAGAACCGCUGCAGCUUAAUGAAGUUGUUUUGGUGUCUAGAUCCUGUCCCUGCAAUGUAACUUUGCAAUGUAAACACUGCUUUUUCACAGAAAAGGCAGUGUUUACAUUGACUGCCUGGCAGUCACUCAGAACACUAGAGGUGCUUCUUAUUUCACUGUUUUGAAAAGUGGUAACAUUUUAGAUUCUAUCCUAGAACAUGCGACUUAUUAUAACCGCCUCUAUCACAUAUUAAUUCAUAAAUUAAACACAUACCACACAAAGAGAAAGAAAACAAAAGCAUUACAUAGAAAGUGUUGUGGUGGCAUAGAUGAGCCCUAAAGAAAACAUCUUUUCUUGCUUACACAGGUUAAAGAUUGUGGAGCGAGAACUGACCAAAGCAUGCCAGACCAGAUCAUCCCUCACUAGGCUGUACAAGGAGCCCAGUGUUACACGUUUGCAGAUGAUUGAAUGCUGUAGACGCUUGAUUGAAGAACCUUUACCUUAUUUGUCCAACAUGCACUUAUGCAUCUCACACUAUUACUCUGUGCUGCAGGACGGUGAUUUGUGCAUCCCGUGGAAUUACAAGAGCUGACCUUGGACAACUCCAAUGUUAAAAGUUGGGCACCUUCUUCAGAACUCUGCUGCAGUUUUCUUUGUGUGCAAUGGUGGGAGUCUGUAUUCCUAUUGAUUCAUUUAUAUAGGGUCCAGACAUGUUAAAGCUCACAACAUGCCAACAUUCUGAGCUUUAAGAUGGAUAUGUUCCAUUACUGCUUACAUGCUAAAAGGGCAUUGCUGAUCAUGAUCAUACAAAUGAUGCCAAAAAUUACCAUCCGGAAGACAAAUUGACUAAUCAGAAAGGAAGUGGUGUCUGUAGUUGUGUAUGUGGAGUUACCUAAUGUAAAAGGACAUUCUGGGCACCAACACAACUUAAGUGCAUUUUAUCCUCAUUCAUAUUCACAUAUUUUUAAAGAGCAAAACUAAAAAGAAUUGAUUAGGGAGAAAAAAAAAUACAGCACGAAUAUGAGGUCAAAACGUGUCAAGUGCACUCAACUUGUGCUGGUGCCCAGGUUGUUCCUUUAAUGGUUAGGUAGAUAUCAUUAAAGCGGCCCUGUCACACCAAACUUACCUUUCUACUAUUGUUUCCUCUUUUCUUCCUCUCCAAGAAGCUGUUCUUUUCUUUAUUUCCGAUCUAGUUUUCUUUAAAACAUCAGACAAAGUAGGAAUUACUUUGUCCUAUGUAUAUUUCCUACGCUUGACUUUCUUUGACCAAAGGAGAAGCUUCAGUCAGCUCCAUUUCCUGUGUCAAAGGGAGUACUCACCCUUCUCCUUGACACAGGAAAUGGAGCUAAAUUAAGCCCCUCCUUGUGUCAAAGAAAGUAGAGUGUUGGGAAAAUACAAAAAACAAAGAAGUCCCAACAGAAAAAAAAAAAAAAUAGAUCAGAAAUAAAGAAAAGAAGAACAGAUUCUGAUAGAGGAAGAGAAUAGGAAACAAUACGUGAAAGGCAAGUUUGGCGUGACAGUGCCGAUUUAAAGGCAAUGUGGCCAUUGGAUAUGUCAUCCUUGAAAAUAGUGUCAGCGGGUAUGCUGACAUUUACAAAGCCAUACUCAAAAUUUGAGAUGGCAGAUUAAAAGCACAUGCGAAUCACACUGUAAUGUACUGUGUAUAAUUAUAGGACACCAAAACCAAUGUGAAGCUGUAAUGUUUAACUAAAUAUAAUCCUCUUCACUGUGAGACAAUCUUGGCAAUGUGCCAGUUACCAAGAUGAAGAGAAUAUGUUCACUGUACACUAACAAAGUCGUUCACUUAACUGGAAAUUGACCCAUUUAGGGAAUUAUACAUUUUAGGGUAAAAUGCUGAUCCAAAAACCCUCAAAAACAGAAAUGUUUUUGAAAUUUGUCCCUAUUGGCCCAACACUUUCAAUUCCUGGUCUAUUCUCAGUUUAGUAAACAACCCUUGAAGAUAUUAUAGGAAUCUGUUUUUUAGAGGGACAAAAACUCUCUCAGGGACAUUUGUUAAAUGAAUGCUAAAAAUGGUUAUACUGUCAUUUUAGUUUUGUUCAUUUUUGUUAUCAGAACAAAUGGAAUUAACGUUUUUGAAUUCACAUAUAAUAAUCGAUAUUCCUGACAUGAUCCAAACUAUGCUAGCAGCUGUUUUCUGUUUGGAUGGUAUGAAGCAUUUUAUCACCAAAAAGGUUAAACGAUUACCAAAGAGGACCUUAAAGGCCACUCAGAUCGUGAGGACUCUACUUUGAUAAUGGUAUAAUGGUUUGUUGUUUGUUUUUGUUGUUUUCUUGGCGCAGUUACGUGAGCUGAGUGACAGUAUUUUACAGGAAGUUUUGUUGUGUGUAUGAAAUAUGAACUAAUUAAAGGAAUUAUUUGUUUUCUGUUCAUGUUUUCUGUUCUUGUGGGCCUGGAAACUCAUUCACUUUAAGGCAAAUGUUACUGCCCUGUUGAAAUCCAUUUAAAUGACGAGAUAAUGUUCAAUUCUUGCUAGGAGCUGCAGUAGAGUGUUUGCAGUGGGUAUGUGGUGAUUUUGACGUACAAAAUUAAGCCCUGUGAUCAAACUCCCACUACUACUGGGUGACAGCAAUGACUAUAGUACACAUUAGCACCAAUACAUACAAUUAAAAAAAAAAAAUUACUUGCUCAAUAUUGCAAAUCCUUAUGCAAAUUUGAAUAACUGGAGGUUUUUAGUAUCACUCCAAUGGCCAUUUAAGUGUAAGCUCACCUGCUACGUCAAUGCAACACCUCUUAGGUGAGUCCUACACUAACAAAUCACCUGGUUUCUUUCCUUACCUUUAAGAUGAAAGAAGCAAGGUGAAUUGUUAGUACUCACCUAAGAGGUGUUGCAUUGACAUAGCUGAUUCUGGCUGACUUCACUAGCAAGAAAUAUUAAAUUAGGGAGGCAAGUGGUAUUAUCCCUAUUACAGUCAUGUAAUAUAUAUGGAAGGGCAGAGCCUGUAGUUGUGGGAGGGGUUUGUCCGGCCUAUAAAUUCACAGGCUUCCCCUUUGUCUGGGCCGAGUAUUCCUGAUUCAGUGCAGAACCAUCUACUUCCGGUUCAAAGGUCAUCAACACAAACUGCAUGAAUUCCAAACAAAAGCUAGUCUUGGCUUAGUGUGGCCCAUGCAAGUAUUCAUUUUACCUCAUUUGAGUAAAAAAGAAAAAACUCCCCUCCCUCGAAGCUCAUGGGGCACUGCCACAUCCUGUUGCUCUUCACGUGUUUUUCAGAAAAACCGUAAGUUUGUUCGCGUUGAGCUACCAGGUCCGCCACUUGGGGACAUACCACUGCCAAAAAAAAAGCUUAGUAGAUAUACCCCAAAUGAAAACAUGCGUUUUUUUUUUUCAAUUGGGAUUAUAUUUACAAGUCCUACAGGGCCUCUAACACAUGGUACUGUCAUUCGAUUCGACCGUCACUAGCCUCACAUUAAUGCAUGUUACUCUGUUAUUCUAGCAUUUGCUGUUGCUUUAAACCCUAUUGUGCUAUACCAAUUAUGUAUGCAUAAGAGUUAAUCAUCCUCCUAAGCAUUCCACAAGUAUGCUUUCUAAACAUAUGUAUUAUAAAUAUAAAAAAAACAAAAAAAACCAUUACGUUCACUUUUCACAAGCUAGACGUUUUAUAAACGUAUGUCUUGUAAAUUCUGUUUCCUCCUACGUUUAACGUACAGCCAUCACAGCCUAAAAUCAAUUCAGCACUAUUGCAUUCUAGUGGUCUAAGCCUCAUUCCUGUCGUAUAUUCUGUUUUAUACCCUCCGUUAAACUGGCUCAGUAAGUAUGUAUUGUAUAACUUUUAACGUGUAUUUCUUACAUUCUUUGUGUUAACCAUUUCACAAGCUAGACUUAUUAUUUUUGUUAUUUCUCUACUGUCUCAUUACUAUUAUAGCUCCUUUAAUCGCUACUUCUCAAACUCUACAACCUAUAUCUGACCUACCAAUCACCCCCUCCAUUACUUUUAUCACAGCCUCACAUGGCCACCCUGUACCUCAGGCCUUACAUUGUGUCCCAUCCCGGCCUCAUAUACAUAGUCAAUGAACUUUGCAACGUCCGUUUCACAUGACCCUCAGUUGGCUACAUACUAUGUUCCUAUUUCAGUGCUUCAUUGGGCUUUUCAUUUGCAUAACAUCCACUUACAGGGAUUGUAUACUACCCCACCACACUACAUGAUAUCGAUAAACUAUUCAUACCUUACUAUACGGUACAGCUUUCAGUAGGACAUCCUCCUUGGGAACCUGUAUCCUUCAUCAUAUACGUUGUCCCUACCCCAUGUCAAACACUAUGGUUCAGCAGUAUCUAUUAGGUGGGAUCAUCAUCUACAUAGGACACAGCCUAAAUACACUCAUAUGUUGCAAACGAUUGAGUGUGAACAAUACCUUUAAACAUGGUCCUUUCUUGACCUUCACUACAUUCGCUUCACAAGGCCCUCUAUGGGCAACCCAAUACAACACAAUUUUGGCUCCUCAUUUGGGCUUAAAAUGAAGGGCCUAUUUCAGGGCUUAUAUACUGCUUAUAUUACUUCAUUCAAUUAUACACUCGGUCUCGCUAGACCUACUCCAACCCAACUUAUAUGGAUCUCUUGGAGCCUAAGGAAUCUGGGAAACCUUAACCUUAAUACCUCAUCCGAUAAGUUUUAUCCUUACUCCACAUAUUUAUCCACUUCAUUCUAGCAUGGUAUUGACAACGUUACAUAUGACAAGUCACCUACGUCUAGACACUUAAAGGAUCACUAUAGUGUCAGAAAAACAAAGCGGUUUUCCUGACACUAUAGUGCCCUAAGGAUGCCCCCACCCUUAGGGUGCCGCUCCCUUGGCGCUGAAGGUUUUAAAACCCCUUCAGCUGUUUACCAUAAUCCAGUGCUGGGCUCCCUCGGUGCUGGUGACCUCUCCUCCCCUGCCGACGUCAGCUCCCGAGUAGAGCGGAAUGCGCAUCCAGCGUCGCAGAUGCACCUCUAGCAACUGUCAGGAAGACAGCCACUAGAGGUUGGAUUAACCCUGCUAUGUAAACAUAGCAGUUUUCUUUUCUGCUAUGUUUACAUCUGAAGGGUUAAAACCUGAGGGGUCUGGCACCCUGACCACUUCAUUGAGCUGAAGUGGUCUGGGUGACUAUAGUGUCCCUUUAAUAAUCUAUCAUGUUGGUUAUUUGCCUCAUUUUGCUUUAAUCACAGCCUCAGAUGGCCCUCCACUACAUACAACACUGCCACCCUGGUAUUCAUGACAAUUCUCCAUACCACUACAUAUGGACCGGUUCAAACAACAAAGGCAUCAUGCUUGAUCUCCACACAACUCUUACAACCUGUCUGAACCUCUCAUACAGCCCAAUUUAUUUCUAUCCUGCAGCUCAGGACUUAUAUUAUUUCGCUACGAUACCUCUACACAUGGCCCCAUUAGUCCUUCACUGCAAACUGUUACAUACGGCCCUCUUCGGGCAAAUCACUACGAUCCAAUUUCAGCCCCCCCAUUUGAGCAUUUACAUACAACAUUUUCCUGCCCUCAAGGAAAAACAACAUCCCUUUCAUAUCACAUUUUACUAUUCCACCUUGCCUUGCUAGGCCCACACCAGUCCUCCCUAUAUGGUUACUCUCUCGGCCUACUCCCAAGAACCCAGAACCCCUCAUUACGCAAUUAUACGUAUUCAAGCCUAUUUGAUCUGUAUAUUUUAAUUAAAUUUAGUAUAAUCCUCACCUUCAUUAUUAUUAUUUAUAUAGUGCCAUCAGAUUCUGUAGCGCUGUACAAUGGGGUGUGUUACAAAGACUCGAUAUGACUUUAUUAUUGUUACCACAUCUUGUUACUGUUGCAUCCCUAUACUAUUGAUACAGAGAAAAUACGAAUGGAUUAUACGAAUCCUUAUAAAGAACCAUUCGUGGUACGAACGAGAGACCCCCAAACGCUAGCGUGUGCCGCCACUUAACCUCAUCACCCCUCAAAGUACCGAAUGACCGACCACCGGACAAGCGGAGUGUGUCACCCAUUAACCCCCCAGGCUGCUGCGGUCUGCGGUUAACCACAAACUAAUUGACGGGCACAGAGGAUCUACGUUCGCAUACAAAUUACCGAAGGGAAACUACCGAAGAACUCACGAACGGAGACCUACAGUGGGUCGUGUGGCAGCAAUUAGAAUGUGGUUUCUGCGGUUAACCGCAAUUCAAGUACCGUGCUACCGGGCGGUCUCAAUUCGUACACCAAACAACUUCCACUACCAGACAGACAGCGGGGAUUCGCAUGAUCACAUAUCAGAUUUCCAUUCCAUAAGUUGGAGUCGAGGUCCCGCUGCUCAUUAAACCGCCUAAAAACAUGGCCGCAAUCAGGGACUCACGACCAAAGUAUCGAACAGACUUUAUACGGCAGAAAUUGCCCAUUCCGUUCGCGGGGUCUGAGCGCCAUUCGUAUAUUUAAUGUACCCAAACUCGAGCUAUUGAAUGAAUGGUAGAAUGAACCGUUUCCCCCUAUUAAUAUUGAAGUUAUGCAUUUUUAUACUGUUUUAUGAGACAUAAUAAAACGUGGUCUUUUGUGCGUUUGGAGAUAAUUAGAUUGUAUAACCGUUGGCCUCAUUAUCUCCAGGCUGGGCGGGUACUAAUUCAAAGGAUACAUUGUACUGUGAUUGGUUACCUGUUUGUACUGUACCUGUAUUCCAUCAGGUCCAUAGGGGGCUGUCCUUGGACCUGAGGAAUUGCAUAAAUUGUCAUGUUGUGUGCCAAUAAAGCCAGUUCGUUU
Pelobates cultripes (western spadefoot toad) is the source of this 31824-nucleotide messenger RNA. The record is from the annotation of a GenBank genome assembly. NCBI's taxonomy places the organism in Eukaryota, Metazoa, Chordata, Amphibia, Anura, Pelobatidae.